Molecule: messenger RNA, 4429 nt
Organism: Astyanax mexicanus (Mexican tetra)
Lineage: Eukaryota; Metazoa; Chordata; Actinopteri; Characiformes; Acestrorhamphidae
Product: sterile alpha motif domain-containing protein 3
Exons: 7
Coding region: 1532-3025 (497 amino acids)
Source: RefSeq, a predicted model, not a curated record
ACUUAAAAUGUAUUGUUAAUAUGACUACACAUUGCGGAGUUUGUUGAGAUAACUCAUUAUUUCAUGUUUAUUGUUUCUUAAAAAAUAAAAAGCUUUUUCAACUUAGAUUUUCAAGUCAACUGAAAUCACCAGAGUAAUUUAAACCGCGCAGGUGCCCUCAACGUCUUUUUUUAACGUGCGGUACGUCAGCGCAGGGGGCGUGUCUUCAGGAUAGAGGGCGUCCGUGAGGUCCGCCAUUUCAUGCUGGAGACAGUUCUCAAAUCUGGCGAGUUGAAUCUGGCGGGCAUUUUACCUUUUCGGGUUGUGAUCUGAGGGUGUGAGUGCUGUUAAUGCAUGAAGUGGAAAUGUAAGCUUUGCACUUACUUCACAAACAAUCGUCGAAAAAUACUUGGACAUUACAGAUCAAGCCACUCUCAUUACGGAGGACGAGUACCGAUUCCUUGUAUUUACAGUGACUGUGUGUGCUCUUUUAAGUCACACAAGGCUCUUGGAAUACAUGUGAGACAACAUGGAUUUUGCUACGGUGAAAAAGUGAAUUUUAGAGUCAGAUGUCUGCUAUGUGCAUUUAGUCAACCUGCAAAUCAUAAACAAUACUUUUGUCAUCUUAACACUCAUUUAAAAAACAAGGAAACUGUCACCUGCCCAUUUAAUGGUUGUAAUUUUAAGUCAAAAGUUUAUUCCAGUUUUACCUCUCACAGAAGUCGAUAUCAUGCCUUGGAUUUUUUACAAAAUUUUAAAGCAGAGCUUCUUUAUGGCUCACCACAUGGUGAAAACUCUGAUCCCCUAUUAGACACUGGUGGGUAUUCUUCUAAUAACACUGAGUCAGCUGUUCGUGAUAGUUUUGAUUUUCAGUCUGAUGAUGAUGAGGAUGCUGCUGAUGAUGAAGAAGAGCGAGGUAGCAUUGGUGACAAAAUUAGGAAUAGACUUGCAUCUUUGCUUCUACGAAUGCAAGCCAUCUUGCAUGUAUCUAAAUCAGCUACCCAGGAAAUAAUCAAUGAACUUCACGAAAUUGGAAUUUUAGCAGGUGACCUGUCAAAAAAAACUGCAGAAAACAUUUUUACAGAGCUCAGUUGUAAUAUAGAUGAGGCCACACUAAAGUUGUUAAAGGAAAGCUUACAGGAAACCAAUCCUUUUAGUUGUCUGUCACAGAGUGGACCACUGGGAACUGAAUACAAAAGACAGUUGUUUUACAAGGAAAGAUUCAACGUAAUUGAGCCAACUGAGUAUGUGUUAGAUCCUUUACUUAACAAAACAUUUGUUUAUGUUCCAAUUUCAGGUGUGUUGCCAGCAUUGUUGAACAAGUGUGAUGUAAUUGACAAAGUUUUAGAGGAAACAAAUCUACCAUCGCUCUCUGCUUGGUACCUGGAACACCUCAGAUGCUAUGAAGUCUGCAAGAACCACUCUGCAAAGCUGCUUGUAGUCCAGCCAGAGGAGCUCAAUGACUACUUCCCCCUGUCAGCGUAUAUGGUGAAAGGCAGACUUCUGAUCUCUCCAAAAGGGUUUCUGCUCCAUUGAGAUUCCAGUGUACAAAAUGUUGCUAAGAAUCAUUAUAAACAAGGAUGAUAUUAGGAAGAUACAAACUGACAGUGAGCCAGAGACUCUUGAUUCCUUUUAUUCUUUUUUGAAAUGCAAGCUUGGAUUGGGAGGUGACUUUGUAGUUCAAUUUCAAGAUCCAGACUUUGGCAAUGAGUUCUGCAACUUGUCAAGCUUGUCUGAACUUCCAAAAGAGAAGGCCACUUUAAAGGUAAUCCUCAAGCAAAUCCCAGAGUCCCCUCAGACUGACUCAACGUUGGACACGGCAAGUCUCUCGUCGCCCUCAUCAUCUUCCAUGGAGGACAGUCCUUCCUGCCGUCGGCCAUGGCCUGACCCUUUUGUGAUUCCAAAAUUCUCAUACGAUGUGGAAUUGAAGCUUAAACGUGGUAAUGAAGCCUACCAGGAGAAUGGAACCCUUCUGAUUACAAAUAAAGACACUAAAUCUGAGAUACUUGAAAAAUUGGCUGAAGAAAUUUACAAAUACUCAGCAUACCCAUCUCGAGAGCAGUAUGACAUUGUUGCACAGAGCCUUGUUAAGAAACAUCCUUGCCUGAGAGAGCCUGGAUCUGUGAAGGGGUGGUACUGCUGGAAGUUCAGUUUAAAGUUUAAAAUGGGAAAUUACCGCAACAAGCUUCGUGUGUCUGGAUGUUCAGAGCUAACAGUGAAUCGCCGAAAUUCAGGACCAAAGCAGAAGCUCAAGAAAGCUAAAAAGUCUGAAGUCAACUUUCUUCCGGAUGUUCCUGAAGGCAAAACGCAGAAUGUGCUGGAAGAGGAGAGGGCAGCCAUUGUUGCAGAGAUGAAGAAGAAGAAAGUUGAUUGGAAGAAAGUUACUGACAUGAUGGCCAGCACAUUCCCUCUGCGACGAAAAGAAAUAGUUGAAGAACAACCACUUGUGGCAGAAGUGAAGGCCAAGUGGCCAGCUUUGUUCACAGAUACACAGAUUGAGGCUGAAUUUGCUCGACUAACUUCCACUGACCUGUGGGACACGUUUGUUUCUGGGCUGGAUCAGUAUAUGGAAAGAUUCUUGCAGAUGUUUAGGGCCAAGAGUCACUGCAUUCAAGCACUUAGCAGCCUCCUGUCUCUGCUUGAUGAUGAUAAUUCAGUUCAAAAGAAAAGGGCAGUCAUUCUGAGAGGCCUGCCACAUUUUCUCAGGGAGGAUCCAUCCAAACUUCUAAAGAUUGCUGAGACUACAGAGAGUGAGGAGCAGAUGGCAAAAGGAGUAAGUAUUGGUGUCUUUCUGAUACAAGAAGAGGAGGACGUCAUUGACUUUUCAGUGGUACUGGAAGAGCAGAUCAUCCUGAAUGGCAUUACUGACUUCCCCCAUGCGGUAGCUAUGCUUGUUGGUCUGUUAUUCACACUUAAUAUUGACUACCCCAAGGAACUGCGCUACACCUUCGAGGUCAUUCAGAAGGUUUUAAUGAACAUUGGAGGUGAACAGUGUUCUGCUAGGGUUCACGGACUCAGAAACAGACUCUUGUGUAAAACUCUGUAGGUGGUAAAGCAGUCAGUGGAUAUCCCAAGAGUGUGCUGUGUUUAUCUGAAACAUACAUGUGCUUAAACUGAGCAUAAUAUUUUUUUCUGAAAUGUUAAAGGCUACAUGCAAAGUUCUAUAUAAUUGAAUUGAUCGUUCAGAGUGGUUUGAAGGGAUUCAUUAUAGAGAAAUUUACAGGCUUAUUUUUUUAUUUAUUUAUUUUUUUUAAAUGGUCAUAUUUUUCUUAGCUAUCCAUACCUCCCGUAGCUUAUAUUUAGGUUGUGUUGUAAUAUUUUAUUUAGUUAGAAUUAAGGUGCUAAUAGAUGUAUUAUUCAAUCUCAUUUGGCCACUCUUGACUUCUUUACUUUUUUUCUUUAACAAAGUAUAAUUGCCAAGUUCCAUAAUGUAAGAGUUUAUUCUGCAAGGUCUGUUGGACUGUAUUCUGGAUACUAUGUAAGUUGAUUUCUGGUAUUCAUGGUUCCUGUUUGAGCAAACAUGCUUGUAGUUAUUAUUUUUGUUGUUUCAGAUAAAGAGUUUUAGCUCUACACUGCUGCACAACUUGAUAAAAAAAAAAUUCAGCCAAUUUAGGUGAAAGUAGGGCUGAGUGGUAUGAUAAAUAUUUUAUUACAGGGAUUGCAAUGGUCCAGCUACUAAUCCGUGGAUCAGUCCCGGGUAAUGCUGCUUACCAUUGGCAGACAGAGCCUCAGAGAGUACAAUCGGCCUUGCUCUCUCUGAUGGGGGGGAGACAGAGCUCCAUAUAAUCACCCGCUCAAUGUUUGUGAAUUAGUAACCCAAUGAUGCUGUUCAAACAGUUCAAAAAGAACCAGUGUCUGACCUAUGUUAUAUAGGAGGCAUGUGUUAGUCUUCACCCUUCUAGUGUGGGUGGGGUAAUUGAUUUUUCUAAAUUGGCAAUGCAUUAAUAUUAUUUUCCAUCAGAAAAAUGCAUAGUAGUGGCAGAUUCUUAAACAAUGUGCUGCACUUAGACUAAUUAUAACUGUAAUCAAACGUGCAAUUGGUCAGGGUGUUUUUAGUACUGAUGAAAUGUACAUUAUACACAGAUGCGUAUUAUUGCUAAUUUUAUGAUUAUACAAUGAAAUAUUGUCAUAUUGCUCAGCUCAAAGUUGUUAGCUUUCAACUAGAAUGGAUCAAACUUUUCACAAGCACAUAUAAGCUGUUAUAGGCUGUUUUUUUCCCCAACUGAGUUACUGAAGUUGUGUGCUGUUGUACAACUUAUUGUAUGUGACACUGUUAGUCAUUAGCACUGCUAGAAAAAUCUCUGUAUUCUUCCAAAUUCUGCUUAUGACUUGUACAUUAGCUAAAUUUAACUAGUAACUUUCUUACAAUUUGUGUUUUAUAAUUUAAUAAUUUAUUUUGGAUUGGACUGAGCAGGCUGUUUUUCCUUGUUUAUUAAACUUCUGAAAGUGU